Gekko japonicus is the source of this 4646-nucleotide messenger RNA. RefSeq names its product cryptochrome circadian clock 1 (gene CRY1). The record is from RefSeq and is a predicted model, not a curated record. Gene Ontology annotation, cellular component: cytoplasm; nucleus. Gene Ontology annotation, biological process: circadian regulation of gene expression; negative regulation of DNA-templated transcription; entrainment of circadian clock by photoperiod. The transcript has 13 exons. The coding region runs from base 611 to 2476 and encodes 621 amino acids. Gene Ontology annotation, molecular function: FAD binding; DNA binding. NCBI's taxonomy places the organism in Eukaryota, Metazoa, Chordata, Lepidosauria, Squamata, Gekkonidae.
GGAGAGAGGCUGGGAGCCGAGGGAGAACAGUGAGCCCUGCGCCGCCCGAACUCAGUUUCUUCCCACCACCGUUUCUCUUUUUUUUUGUGUAACUCAGACUUACCGUGAGGUUUUCCUUUUUCUUUUUUCCGCCCCUUGCUCCUCUCUGCCUCCCUUCGAGGGCUAGUUGGGCGCGCGCGGCUGAGGCGGUUAAAGGGGGUGGGAAAGGCGAAAGAAGAGGUGAUGCGUGUCCCGCUGACGGCCAACCCCACCCCCUCCGCGGCUGCCUCCACCGGCGCGGCCGCCGCCUCCGUCGGCUCUUAGAGCCGCCUCCGCUCCUCUCAGAGGCGACAACUCUUCUUUUUUUCUUUUUGCCCCCUUCACCUCUGAGCAGGACCCCCCGCCCGCCCGCCUGCCUGCCUGCCUCUCCGUAACCAUCCCCGGCUCGGUAUGAGCCGCGAACCCGACUUGGCUUAUCCUUGAGCCGUCGAGACAUCGCCGCCGAGGGCCCACACUUUUCUCCCCGGCCGAUCCUCCCUCCGCCCGCCCGGCUUCUUCUCGCUUAGAGACUGGGUUUUUUAAGGGGGGGGGGGGAGCGUGACUGAGUGCCCUGCAAGACCGGCUGUCCAAGAUGGGGGUUAACGCCGUGCACUGGUUCCGCAAGGGGCUGCGGCUCCACGACAACCCGGCUCUGAGGGAGUGCAUCCAGGGCGCCGACACCGUCCGCUGCGUGUAUAUUCUGGACCCCUGGUUCGCCGGAUCCUCCAACGUGGGAAUCAACCGAUGGAGGUUUCUGCUUCAGUGUCUUGAGGACUUGGAUGCCAAUUUACGGAAGUUAAAUUCACGUUUGUUUGUUAUCCGAGGGCAGCCUGCAGAUGUGUUUCCUAGGCUGUUUAAGGAAUGGAAUAUUACAAAACUUUCAAUUGAAUAUGAUUCUGAGCCAUUUGGGAAGGAGAGAGAUGCAGCAAUUAAGAAGCUGGCUAGCGAAGCAGGAGUCGAAGUCAUUGUACGAAUUUCACAUACUCUGUAUGAUCUAGACAAGAUUAUAGAAUUAAAUGGAGGACAGCCACCUCUUACCUAUAAACGAUUCCAAACUCUAAUCAGUCGAAUGGAGCCACUGGAGAUGCCUGUAGAAACGAUCGCUGCAGAAGUCAUGUCAAAGUGUACUACCCCUGUUUCUGAUGACCAUGAUGAGAAGUAUGGUGUUCCUUCACUGGAAGAAUUAGGUUUUGAUACAGAUGGAUUGCCUUCUGCUGUGUGGCCAGGUGGAGAAACAGAAGCUCUUACAAGAUUAGAAAGACAUUUAGAAAGAAAGGCUUGGGUAGCAAACUUUGAAAGGCCACGAAUGAAUGCAAAUUCUCUCCUUGCAAGUCCUACAGGCCUUAGUCCCUAUCUACGGUUUGGCUGCUUGUCUUGCCGCCUCUUUUAUUUCAAGUUAACAGACUUGUACAAAAAGGUAAAGAAGAACAGCUCUCCUCCUCUAUCUCUCUAUGGCCAGCUAUUGUGGCGUGAAUUCUUCUACACAGCAGCCACUAAUAAUCCACGCUUUGACAAAAUGGAAGGCAAUCCCAUAUGUGUGCAGAUUCCAUGGGACAAGAAUCCUGAGGCUUUGGCAAAAUGGGCCGAAGGAAGGACAGGGUUUCCUUGGAUAGAUGCUAUUAUGACUCAGCUUCGUCAGGAAGGCUGGAUCCACCAUUUGGCCAGACAUGCUGUGGCAUGUUUCUUAACUCGGGGUGAUCUGUGGAUUAGUUGGGAAGAAGGAAUGAAGGUGUUUGAAGAACUUUUGCUGGAUGCUGACUGGAGUGUAAACGCAGGCAGUUGGAUGUGGCUGUCCUGUAGCUCCUUCUUCCAGCAGUUCUUCCACUGCUACUGUCCUGUGGGUUUCGGCAGAAGAACUGAUCCUAAUGGAGACUAUAUCAGGCGAUAUUUACCCGUUCUCCGAGGGUUUCCAGCAAAAUACAUAUACGAUCCUUGGAAUGCCCCUGAGGGUGUUCAGAAGGCUGCAAAAUGUAUGAUAGGAGUGAAUUACCCUAAGCCAAUGGUAAAUCAUGCAGAGGCGAGUCGCCUGAACAUUGAAAGAAUGAAACAAAUCUAUCAGCAACUGUCACGAUACAGAGGAUUGGGCCUUCUUGCAUCAGUGCCUUCUAAUGGGAAUGGAAAUGGGAAUGGUGGCCUAAUGGGAUAUUCACCAGGGGAGAACCUCCCUGGUUGUACCAGUGCAAGUGGAUCUCAAAUGGGAACAGGUGAAGGUCAUACAGGGAAUAUUCAAACAUGUGCCCUAGGAGAAUCUCAUACAGGAACAAGUGGAAUUCAACAGCAAGGUUACACUCAAGGGAGUGGUAUUUUGCAUUAUGCCCACGGGGACAGUAAAAAAGCACACUUAAUCCAGCAAGGAAGAACAUCCCUUGGUACUGUUGUUUGCACUGGGAAACGCCCAAAUCCAGAGGAGGAAACGCAGAGCAUUGGGCCAAAAGUCCAGCGACAGAGCAGUAACUAAUUGGGUAAAGAGAAAAAUCCUGAAGGAAGCUAAUCGGGGUAAAAAACAACACGCUCUGUUCCUGUCAAAAGGAAAACCUGAGACUGUCUCUUGAAUAACUUAACUUCUGGUGGAGAAAUGGACCAAACACCAUUGAAACCCAACACCCUGUUUUGUCAACGGUCAAGGAAAUCCCAUCAUUCAUUUUGUGCUUCUAGCAGUCAUAUUUCGGGGUACUCUGAGUGUGACUGUUGUUUUGACAACAUAUGGUUUGUGUUUUCUCAUAAACUGUAUUAAUUUGGGUCCUUUCACAGUAGCAUCAUCUACUUGAAUUUUACCAACCAUGUAUGUAUUGGGGGUGUGUGUGUUAAUUUUUAUGUGCUGCGUUUGUGUUUUGUAUUGACAGGGUAAAUUUUUCUUUCUCUGAUGUGAUCUUCUACAGCUGUGUUCCCUGCAGCUGUAUCUUUUUUCCCCUUAAGCUUCAACAGACAUAAGGUUCUGUUCAGCUUGUUAGCCUGGAAAUUUCCCCCACGUUUGGCUUCUCUCCCUUGAGAGGUACAUCUAGAUCCAUACAAAGUAUAGUCUGUAGUCCACUGUACAUGGAUUUAUUAUGUCGGUAGGUUAGUGUUUUCUGUGCUUCCUGUACUCUUUACGUUGCUGCAAAUGAGCAUCAGAUAGCAAGUUUAUCAAGCAUGUGUUUAGAAUAAGUAGCCAAACCAUGCUGUAGGGCUCCUUUUUUUUGUCUUGUAGAAGUUACUCUGUUCUACCCUUUUCUUGAUCAGAUUAGAUAGGACUGUCUGCUCUCUUUUGCAUCUCUAGGGCAGAAAAUGGGGCAGUACACAAAAAAGUUCACAACUGGUAUGAUGUGUAUCUUUAUUUUACAAAAUUUAUACCCUGCCUUUUUGCCUCAUAAGGGCCAUCAAGCAAGCUAACAAAUUAAACACAUACAUAAUGAAAUGCACAUUGGGAAGCUCCAUCUUCCUUAGUAUAGUUUCUGCAUGAAGAAUCCUAAAUUAACUAUGCUAUGGCCACUUCUUAAAUGGCUGGUAUAGAAGGAUGGAAUAGUUUUAUUCUCAUACCUUUAUGAAAAAUGGUAAACAUGAAACAGUAUUCCAGUAAUAAUUUGAAAAUAUGAGUUUAAUUCUACUGUACUGUGACAUUAAGAUUUAUAAUGUACCUUGAAGCCAGUAUUUAUUAUAAACUGACAUUCUUCUGUAAAAUUUCAUGUUCUGCAUCAUAUUAAAUUAGUUUCUUUUCUCUCCACCAAUCUUCCUUGCUGAUUUAAACUGGGAAGAAAGUCAUCCAUUUGCUCAGUAAUGCAUUUCUAUCCUGUUUUGUUUUCAUUGUGUAUGUGCUGACUCCUUAAUUUCAUCCUUAGAGGCGUACCAGUCAGCCUCCAGAACUGCAAUGUAGGUCUAGACUUCUAGGUCAAGCAUAGCUAAUCUUGUAAUAGUUCACACUGGGACUGUAAAAUAUAGGUCUCUAAGGAGGCAUUAUUUUGGGAAGUUGUUUCUCCUCAUGAGGUGAGUUUUGACAUGGAGUUUGGAUAGAAUCUGAAUAAAUUAGGAGACUCUUCAACCACUGUGGUUUGUUACAAAAUACCCAUCUGGUAAAAAGGUAUGGAAUCUCAUACUCUUGUCUGUGGCUGCCUGCUGGACUUGCAGUAGGUUUUUUGCAGUUUCUCAUUAUGCCCCUUUUCUAACAGAAAAUUUUUGUCUGUCAAUGCAUCUGUCUUCCUCUGAUACCAUCAUCUGCCUGUUCUACAGAAUCUCUAAAUCUGUCACUCUUGUUGAUCCUUGCUUACUUUCCUGUUUAUGCGUACUACUUUUCUUUGCUAGUGAAGAAUCCCCACUGCAGUGUUAUGGCAGGCUCCAUGCCGCACAAGUUGUACAGUACAGUACAGCAGGCAUUUAGUUUGCAAAUACUCUUGAAAUGUAGAUCAUGAAAGAUCACAUUUUUAAAAAGUUAAGAUACCUGUAAGACACAAGGUUAUGGUAACACAUUUUAAGUUUCAACAAAACUCAAUAAAAUCUAAUGCAGACUUCAUAGGAAUUAAUUCCUAAUGGAUUGAUUCAUUUUUGUCUUGCAGCAUUGCUGAAAAGAGGAUCGGCACCCUAAAAUCUUGAUGAAAAAUUUCACUUCAUAUUGGAAUUAAAAAACAUUUGUGAGAGUACUUGUAUUCAAAUAGGCU